Nakaseomyces glabratus is the source of this 651-nucleotide messenger RNA. It is a transcript of the gene VPS20, whose product is annotated as ESCRT-III subunit protein VPS20. Gene Ontology annotation, biological process: vesicle budding from membrane; late endosome to vacuole transport via multivesicular body sorting pathway. The record is from RefSeq and is a predicted model, not a curated record. Gene Ontology annotation, cellular component: multivesicular body; ESCRT III complex. NCBI's taxonomy places the organism in Eukaryota, Fungi, Ascomycota, Saccharomycetes, Saccharomycetales, Saccharomycetaceae.
AUGGGCCAGAAACCAAGCAAAGUUCAUAUCACAGAAACGGAUAAAGCCAUACUACAACUAAAACGUUCAAAGGAUGAGAUACACAAGUAUACUAAGAAGAGUGAUCGUCUUAUAGCGAUUGAGAAGGACCGGUUAAAACAGCUCAUACAUGAUAAUCCUAAGACUUACAAAAAAGACACCAAGGUACGAUUUCUACUCAAAAAGAUACAUUACCAAGAGCACCUCCUUCAACAAGCUUCAGAUCAGCUAAUAAACCUUGAAAACAUGGUUUCUACCUUAGAGUUCAAGAUGGUAGAAAAAGAGUUCGUCUCAGGCUUACAGACAGGUAAUGAAAUAUUAAAAAAACUAAAUGCUGAGUUCAAAGAUGUUGACAAGCUUAUGGAUGAUGUACAGGAUCAGAUCGAGUAUCAAGCUGAGGUCGAUAAUGCCUUGGCGAAUAGUGUUGUUGGUACUAACACUUUUGAGGACGAACUAGAUCGUGAAUUAGAUCAGCUAGAUAAGGAAGUAAAUGGUUUACCAGAACUGCCUACUACAGAAGGACUACCCGCAUUCGAUAAUAGACAAAAAGAAAAGAAUGAGGUAGAAAGGAUUAACAAUCCCCAACAAAACACGGAAAUUCAGAGCAAAAAAGAAGAAGCUUUACCUGCAUGA